Molecule: messenger RNA, 3450 nt
Organism: Salvelinus fontinalis (brook trout)
Lineage: Eukaryota; Metazoa; Chordata; Actinopteri; Salmoniformes; Salmonidae
Product: neuroligin-2-like
Exons: 3
Coding region: 1461-2120 (219 amino acids)
Biological process (GO): postsynaptic membrane assembly; chemical synaptic transmission; synaptic vesicle endocytosis
Cellular component (GO): synapse; cell surface; postsynaptic specialization membrane
Molecular function (GO): neurexin family protein binding; signaling receptor activity
Source: RefSeq, a predicted model, not a curated record
UUCACCGGCGAAGGAGGACACUGAUGUGAAAGGAGUUAGACCGACAAAAAAAAGUACCAACAUGAUUUAGACUCUUCUGUAGUCUGCUUAACGGAGGGGGAAUGGGUAGGCUAGUGGUGCCCGCUAUUUUGGAAGAGAGGAUUUUCAUCCAUUUGAACCAGUAAUACUGUACAGAGAUGCCAAUACAUCUGAUGGGGUAAAGAUAAAACAUUUGAAAAGAGCAGCAACAAUCUGUAUUCUGGAGGGCCGGAGAGCACGUAGGGAUGCUCGAGCGUUGUCACAGCGACACAACUUGCUAGGACACCGUGCACGCGCCCCGCCGAGAGGCAGCGUGAGCGAGCUAAAGAAGCAAUCGCACAAGCGCAGCAUCUUUUCGGUGCAUGGCUAUAACGGGUCGGAGGGGAAUCAGGGAAAACCACCGCUAUUACCCAGAGACGAAGCAGGCAAGCACCACCAUGAUUCAAAUCGUCCUCGCUAUUUAAACUGUCGUUUGAGCUAUCCUCUCCAUCCACAAAGGGCAAGCGGGAUGUUUUUUUUUGUUGGUUGAAAUUCAACCUGCUUGCAAAAUCACUGUUGCCAAUUUAUGUAGGCGAGGAUUUAGACUAGAUAUCGUUUCGUUGUCAACAAAUGAGAUAUAAAGAUAUAUAUAGAGACUCGUCAGAUGAAAAGCCACCGCUGGAAGAAUUAUUCCAAAAUCAGUUUACAUGCCUUCAUCUCGUGUGUAAUGCGCCUCACGCAGCAAUAGGCUUUAUUUGUUAGUAGCCUUUUCCUUUCCUUUCGUCGUUGUCUCCCUGUCCCUCAUCAGAAUGUGGUAGCCCGGUCAAUCUACCGGGAUUGAGCGGGUGUUGUCGGUAAACAGAACCUGGGAAGCUUUCUAAAACCGUCUCCUUCUCCAAAGGACUAUGAUUCAAUAUUUCCCCAUCUAGAGGAACGUUGUGACAGCGAUCUAGAAGUCAAAGAGGAUUCCUUUUGAAAACCCCUUGGAAUCUUGCUACCCUUUAGACCACAUAACAGGGUUCGUUUGUGACGGCGACAGUUGACCAGGAACUGUGACCGCAGCCAUCGACCGUGAUGAGGACCGUACAGGAGGAUGGAACGUAACAGAGUUCUGACCAUGGAACCGUUCUCGACCGCGACCGUAGAACACCAACACUGACCACAACCACACCUUCUAAAGACCGCCCGGUCUCCCCCUAACCCCCAACCUCUCCAGCCCCCCUGUAUUACACCACUCCUCCUCCACCCAUCCUCCUGUCCUCACUCCCUCGCUCCAGACCACCCUUUCUGAGGGUCCACUUUUUCUUUCAUAAACACUCUCAACUACCCCUUCUCUCUUAUUCUCUUUCUAUCCCAUUUCUCUCCAAUAUUCUAUAUCUUCAUGAACAUUGAGUCCUCUUUGGAACCCUAACAUAGACGGACGAUAAUCGUUGAGUUGGAGGUGGAGUCUAUAGCUAUCAGUCAUGUAUCUUUUCCCUCUAUCCCUGUGUAAGCCAAAUGGGCGGGGUCUCAGCUUUAGUCCCCGCCCCCGCUGCAACAUGGCCGACACCUGCCUAGUCUGGCUGUUGGGCUUGGCUCUCCACCUCUCUCUGACCUCCUGCCAGAAGAUAGACCCCACCAACAAGCUGCCCACAGUGACCACCAACUACGGCAAGCUGCGCGGGCUCAAAAAGGACCUGAACAACGAGAUCUUGGGGCCGGUGGAGCAGUACCUGGGCGUGCCCUACGCCACCGCGCCCAUCGGAGACCGGCGCUUUCAGCCGCCCGAGGCACCGGGCUCUUGGCAGGAGAUCCGCAACGCCACAGCAUUCGCCCCGGUAUGCCCGCAGAACGUGCACGGCGUGCUGCCAGAGAUCAUGCUGCCGGUGUGGUUCACAGACAACCUGGAUGUGGCGGCCAGCUACAUCCAGAACCAGAGCGAGGACUGCCUCUACCUCAACGUCUACGUGCCCACCGAGGACGACAUCCGUGACCGCAGGAAGAAGCCGGUGAUGCUGUUCAUUCACGGCGGCUCCUACAUGGAAGGAACCGGAAACAUGUUUGACGCCAGCGUCCUCGCCGCCUACGGCAAUGUCAUCGUGGUCUCUAUGAACUAUCGUCUGGGCGUGCUCGGUAAAAUCUGAUUACUUCUAUAUCUACACACACACUCACACGUGUACGCACACACACACACUGUUUCCCAGUUAUCUGAAAUAGACGAUUUCCUCCAUCUGGUGAUGGGAAAAGAUUUUGAAGGAGAAAUGCAAUACAGAGGAAAUAUCUCCCAUCCUUUCAACUAUCUGUUUUCUCCAAGGUUUCUACACAGAAUUCCACUGUUGAUUGCUCUUGUCUGCAGAGUUCCUCUGAUGUAAGACUUGGAAUCGAUUGAUCUGGUCUGAUGCAAGUGCUCUGUGCGUAGACAGAGUCAGAGUGUGCUCCCUGUAAAUAUAUUUAUUUUUACAAGACAGAAAUAUUGGAGCGAGGCAUAGUCAUGCAAAUUAAAGUUGGCCCAGGCAUCUUUAUAGGGUCAGAAAUAUACUUCCCUAUUUCUCUCUUUAACUGCACAUCAACUCAGAGCAGAGCAGAGGAGAGCAACAGAACAUAUAUAACUUAUAUUUCAUCUUACAAAAGUAGAAGUAGAUAAAAUUCGAGUCGGUUUAUUAAGGCCUAUCACACUGUAUGCCAGGUCGCAGGUUUUUUUAUUUUAUCAUUAUUUUACCAGGUAAGUUGACUGAGAACACGUUCUCAUUUGCAGCAACGACCUGGGGAAUAGUUACAGGGGAGAGGAGGGGGAUGAAUGAGCCAAUUGUAAACUGGGGAUUAUUAGGUGACCAUGAUGGUUUGAGGGCCAGAUUGGGAAUUUAGCCAGGACACCGGGGUUACCACCCCUACUCUUACGAUAAGUGCCAUGGGAUCUUUAAUGACCUCAGAGAGUCAGGACACCCGUUUAACGUCCCAUCCGAAAGACGGCACCCUACACAGGGCAGUGUCCCCGAUCACUGCCCUGGGGCAUUGGGAUAUUUUUUAGACCAGAGGAAAGAGUGCCUCCUACUGGCCCUCCAACACCACUUCCAGCAGCAUCUGGUCUCCCAUCCAGGGACUGACCAGGACCAACCCUGCUUAGCUUCAGAAGCAAGCCAACAGUGGUAUGCAGGGUGGUAUGCUGCUGGCGAUAAGUGUGUGUGUAAAUGAGAACUUGUUCUCAACUGGCCUACCUAGUUAAAUAAAGAAAAUGCUGUACUUUAGUAAGGUCUAUCACACUGUGAUGCAUGCUGUACUUUAGUAAGGUCUAUCACACUGUGAUGCAUGCUGUACUUUAGUAAGGUCUAUCACACUGUGAUGCAUGCUGUACUUUAGUAAGGCCUAUCACACUGUGAUGCAUGCUGUACUUUAGUAAGGUCUAUCACACUGUGAUGCAUGCUGUACUUUAGUAAGGUCUAUCACACUGUGAUGCUUGCUGUACUUUAGUAAGGU